GAGCGACGGGGCGGCGGAGGACGAGGAGGAGGAGGAAGCGGAGGCAGACCAACAAGAUGGCCCCUGCUGCAGGAGCAGCCUCAGCAGCAGCAGGUGGGAGACCGGAGGCGGCGCUGGCGGCGGCGGCGGCGGCCGUGGCCCGGAGGCCUGGGACGGAAUCAGAGUCGACGGUGGUGGCGGCGGCGGCGGCGGCUGCCGCGGCGGUGGCGGCGGCCGCUGGGACUCGGAGCUGAGAGGAGCUGCGGCUCGGACCGGCGCGGUUAUAUUUCACACUAUGUGCUGACUGUAUCUACAGAAGAUAUUUAAAAAAAAAGAGAGAUAAACUUUUUUCAAAAAUUUUGAUUCCAGUGGAAUCUUUGCUUUAGAUUUGUGUGUGUUAGUAAAUUGCAACUGCAGAAGCAAUGCCUGUGCAAGCUCCACAAUGGACGGAUUUCCUCUCCUGCCCAAUCUGCACUCAGACUUUCGACGAGACGAUCCGAAAGCCCAUCAGCUUGGGCUGUGGCCAUACUGUCUGCAAGAUGUGCCUCAAUAAACUCCAUCGCAAGGCUUGUCCAUUUGACCAGACCACUAUCAAUACAGACAUUGAGCUCCUCCCCGUGAACUCAGCAUUGCUGCAGCUAGUGGGUGCUCAGGUCCCUGAGCAACAGCCUAUUACUUUAUGUAGUGGGGUUGAAGAUACAAAGCAUUAUGAAGAAGCCAAGAAAUGUGUAGAAGAAUUAGCAUUGUACCUGAAACCACUCAGCAGUGCUAGAGGAGUGGGUUUGAAUAGCACGACUCAGAGUGUUCUGAGUCGCCCGAUGCAGAGGAAGCUUGUGACUCUGGUCCACUGCCAACUAGUGGAAGAAGAAGGCAGGAUCCGUGCCAUGAGAGCAGCUCGAUCUUUAGGGGAACGAACAGUGACAGAGCUCAUUCUCCAGCACCAGAAUCCGCAGCAACUCUCUUCUAAUCUUUGGGCAGCAGUUAGGGCCAGAGGCUGCCAGUUCCUUGGACCAGCAAUGCAGGAGGAAGCUCUAAAACUGGUUCUACUGGCCUUGGAAGAUGGUUCUGCUUUGUCAAGAAAAGUAUUGGUUCUCUUUGUGGUGCAAAGGUUGGAACCACGGUUUCCUCAAGCUUCUAAAACUAGCAUUGGACAUGUUGUUCAGCUCCUUUAUAGAGCCUCCUGCUUCAAGGUCACGAAACGUGAUGAAGAUUCUUCCUUGAUGCAGCUGAAAGAAGAAUUUAGAACUUAUGAAGCUCUUCGGCGAGAACAUGACUCCCAAAUAGUGCAGAUUGCUAUGGAAGCAGGCUUACGUAUUGCACCAGACCAGUGGUCCUCUUUGCUUUAUGGAGACCAAUCUCACAAGUCUCAUAUGCAGUCCAUUAUUGAUAAGUUGCAGACCCCAGCCUCUUUUGCACAGAGUGUUCAGGAACUAACAAUUGCUCUGCAGCGGACUGGAGACCCAGCAAACUUGAACCGACUAAGACCCCAUUUGGAGCUGUUGGCAAACAUUGACCCUAGUCCAGAUGCUCCUCCUCCUACUUGGGAACAGCUAGAAAAUGGGUUGGUUGCUGUACGUACAGUGGUACAUGGGCUGGUUGAUUAUAUUCAGAACCAUAGCAAAAAAGGAGCAGACCAACAACAGCCUCCACAGCAUAGCAAGUAUAAAACAUACAUGUGUCGGGAUAUGAAGCAGAGAGGCGGAUGCCCUCGUGGGGCCAGCUGUACAUUUGCACACUCACAGGAGGAACUGGAAAAAUUUCGAAAAAUGAACAAACGCCUGGUUCCCCGAAGACCGCUGAGUGCCUCCUUGGGUCAGCUUAAUGAGGUGGGCCUGCCUUCAGCGGCUCUCCUUCCAGAUGAAGCUGCAGUGGAUCUGCCCAGCAGGAAACCUCCUGCUCUGCCAAACGGAGUUGGACCAGCAGGGAACGCAGUGACACAGCUGAUUCCACGGGGCACAGAGCCCAGCUACGACUCCAGUCUGAAACCGGGGAAGAUGGAUCAUCUGAGCAGCAGUGCUCCAGGAUCCCCUCCUGACCUGCUAGAACCUGUCCCUAAGAGUAUUUCUGCCUUACCUGUGAAUCCACAUCCUGUACCUCCAAGGGGGCCAGCGGAUCUGCCUCCUAUGCCUGUCACCAAACCUCUCCAGAUGGUACCGCGAGGUUCUCAGUUGUAUCCAGCACAGCAGGCAGAUGUUUAUUACCAGGACCCUCGAGGAGCUGCUCCACCAUUUGAACCAGCACCUUACCAGCAUGGUAUGUACUAUACUCCGCCUCCACAGUGUGUGUCCCGCUUUGUCCGACCUCCACCAUCUGCUCCUGAACCUGGUCCUCCGUACUUGGAUCAUUAUCCGCCCUACCUCCAAGAUCGUGUAGUAAACUCUCAGUAUGGCACGCAGCCGCAACAGUACCCACCUGUGUACCCACCUCACUAUGACGGCCGUCGAGUUUACCCCGCUCAGACUUACACAAGAGAAGAGAUUUUCCGAGAAAGCCCUAUACCCAUUGAGAUUCCACCUGCAGCAGUACCAUCCUAUGUACCAGAAUCCAGAGAAAGAUAUCAACAGAUGGAGGGUUACUAUCCAGUGACUCCUCAUCCAACUCAGAUCAGAGCUUCGUACCCUAGAGAGCCUCCUUACAGCCGGCUUCCUCCCCCUCCACAGCCCCAUCCUAGUCUAGAUGAGCUACAUCGCCGCCGAAAGGAAAUAAUGGCCCAGUUAGAGGAAAGAAAGGUUAUAUCUCCACCUCCUUUCGCACCUUCACCAACACUGCCUCCUACCUUCCAUCAAGAGGAAUUUUUGGAUGAAGACUUGAAGGUGGCUGGGAAAUAUAAAGGAAAUGAUUAUAGCCAAUAUUCUCCCUGGUCAUGUGAUACCAUCGGCUCCUACAUCGGAACCAAAGAUGCCAAACCCAAAGAUGUUGUGGCAGCAGGGAGUGUGGAAGUGAUGAAUGUGGAAAGUAAAGGAAUGAGAGAUCAGCGAUUAGAUCUUCAGAGAAGAACAGCAGAAACCAGUGAUGACGACCUUAUUCCAUUUGGAGACCGACCAACAGUAUCUCGGUUUGGUGCCAUCUCUCGAACUUCUAAAACAAUUUAUCAAGGUGCUGGCCCAGUGCAGGCUAUGGCACCUCAAGGAGCUCCCACAAAAUCUGUUAACAUUUCAGAUUAUAAUCCGUAUGGAACCCACGGUGGCUGGGGAGGUUCUCCAUAUUCACCUCAUCAAAACGUACCUUCUCAGGGACACUUCAGUGAGAGGGAAAGAAUGCCCGUGUCGGAAGUAGCCAGUCAUGGAAAAGCCCUUCCAUCUGCAGAUCGAGAACAGCUACGACUGGAAUUGCAGCAACUGAAUCAUCAGAUUAACCAGCAGACCCAGCUGCGUGGACUAGAGGCUGUUAGUAACAGGCUGCUGUUGCAGAGGGAGGCGAACACCCUGGCAGGCCAGCCACAGCCCCCACCGCCACCUCCAAAAUGGCCUGGAAUGAUCUCAAGUGAGCAGCUGAGCCUGGAACUACACCAAGUGGAAAGGGAAAUAGGGAAGAGAACCCGGGAACUGAGUAUGGAAAACCAGUGUUCCCUGGACAUGAAAAGCAAAUUGAACACAAGUAAGCAAGCAGAAAAUGGACAACCAGAACCACAAACCAAGGUUCCAGCUGAGGACCUCACAUUGACAUUCAGUGAUGUUCCAAAUGGAUCAGCCUUGACUCAAGAGAAUAUCAGCCUCCUAUCAAACAAGACCAGCUCUCUGAACCUGUCAGAGGACCCUGAGGGAGGAGGGGACAACAAUGACUCCCAGAGAUCAGGAGUUCCACCCAGUUCUGCUCCCUGACACAUGAGGAGUUCUCUGUUUAUCUUCUGCAAGUGGUCAGAGAAAUCCAGGAAACGUACCGGAGGCAAUGUGCACAAAUACCACUACGAAAACAACCCUGCACAUAGUCCACAUAAAUGCAUUUUUUAAUUUAAAGAAAAAGAAAAUUAGCAGUAUCUGCAAGCAAUUCAGAUUAAAUUUGUUUUUGUUCUGUGAAUGAACUUUAUUUUAAUAACUUUGGACGCCUUGGAUCCAGGGCUUUAAAAAAAAAGAAGAUAUUAUAUAUACACUCUGUUUGAUUAAUUGUAUGAUCUUAAUGAAGUAGGUUUUUCUUGUAUUUUGGUAUUAUUACAUACCCAGUGUAUAAUUCCUUGCCCCCAACCCUUUCCAACUCUCAUCAUCCCAUAAACUGAAGUAGACAAAAAGCACUGGUCUUUCUGAGAAUUCUGUGGUGCUUGUGAAACAAAGAGACAGUGAUAGACUGAGUUAUUAGAAAAUGUGCAGCAAACCAACUUUUCUCAAAGCUCUUAUUUCAAAUUCCCCUUCCUGGAUCACUAGCUUCAUGAAUAUUUCUCUUAUGAUACUGAAAAUUUUGAGUUUGGGAACAUUUUAUUUCUUGUUUUAUUUAUCAGAUACUUAAUAAUUAUCAGGUCCUUGAUUUCCAUACUGAAGAUCCUUUGCAUUAAUGUAAUAGCCAAUUGAGUGUUUGGAUUGUUUGGUUAGAUUUAAGCAGAAAUUGCUUCAAGGAUGAACUAAUUUACUAGCAGCAAAAAUACACAGUUAGUGCAUUGUCUUCAUUGAGCUCAUGGUUGGAAAUUUGGAGCUGUGCUUUCUAAAUUAAACUUAGGUUGAAAUCAUAGAAUGUUCAAAAACCAGAAUAGUCAUCCAUAUUUUAAAAUUGUAACACUUGAUUUGAAUUUAAAAUACACAGAGGCACAUUAUUUCAGUGGAUGUUUCUCUUCACUCUCAAAACGUAGAAAUAUAAAAUAAAAAUCUCUACACAGUGGAGCCUGUCGGGCCUUCAAAGAGAUUGGGCAGACAUGAGCUGCCUGAGUCUCACAAUGAGAUGUUAUGAAUUAAUCAUCAGUUGCUCGUUGCUGCUCAGAAUCAUUAGCAUAAAUGGGUAGUAAAUACCUUGAAGUCUGUUUUCAUAAACUUGGCUUUUCAGUAUUGAGAAAGUUUCUUCAUGAAAAUGUUAAAAAGAGUAAGGAAGGAAGUUUUUAUUAUUUAAUUCUGCUGCACAUAUUCUGAUGCCAGGAGUCUAUACUUAACUAAGCCCCUAUGAAACAUGUUUAGUGGGGGAUUGUUUCAUAUUGUCACCCUCUCCAUCCUUGUGUUUGCCUAGUUUUUUCAGUUUCCUUUUCUGGAUUAUACUACUAAAUCAGAAAGCACUGGUUAUGUAAUAAGUUACUGCAUUGCUUUGGUUGGGUAAAAGCAGAAGUUUAUAUUUUUUUGUUUCUUAUUUUCUUAACCCUUAACUCCUGCUGAGGUCAUAACAGCCUCAGUCUAAGCUCUCUGUCCAUCAUACUGUUAACUGAAACAAAUAGGGGGUGGGGAGGGUAAUACAGUCCUGCCAUUGCCUACCAGUAGGAGAGUCCAAACAGAACACUCUUUUGAGUAGCGAUUAUUUAAUUUGCCCAGUCAAGGCACCGUGUUAAUAUACUAUUUCACAUUGAAUUUGAUUAUGCCCUACAGACCUGGCUGGUCAAGGAUUUGAUAUACACAUAUUGGCUUGGGAUUCGAGCUUUCUUUUUUAUUUAAAUAAAAUUUUAUAUAUAUUAUAUAUAUACAUAUAUACAUAGCUAUAUCUGUAUAUAUAUUAGGUAUGUUUUAAGGAUUUCUUCGCAUGAGCGCAGCUGUUGCGAUAAAAUGACUGAUUGGGAGGUAGAAGCACUGAAUGAAGGUGAGGCAUUUUUUCAGUUGAUAUGUCCAUUUUCUUUUUAAUGUACAUUUGCCCUUUUUUUGUCUUUUUUGAUUUUUACUUAAAACCCUCCUGUAUUUACACUUUAAAUUCUUAUUAUUUAUUGGGAGAAGGAAAGGAACUUUUGUGUGUCUCACAGAGUCCCAAGAUUUUUCAUUUCUCAGCAUAAAAAGUCACAUUCGUGGCCUCCCAGCUUCUGUAGGCAUGCUUAGGCAGACCUCACUUCUCCAGUGCCCAUGGAGAUAAUUCCUACAUUUUAGAAGGAAUUGGUCCUUUUUGGAAUUCAGAAUGAUUCUGGCUUUGGAAGAUAAUUUAUGGCUAUUAAUGUUGAAGUCCAGAAUAAAAAUAAAUCCCUACUGGGGUGUCUGUUGACAGCCCCAGUGACUCAGUCUGUUAUUUGUGUUCUUCCUUCCUCAGACGCACGUCCUGCUUUUGCCAUUUUGUUUUUGUUGGCCAUGGAGACACAGAGAUGGAUUUACAGAUUAUUCCUAUUCUGAUUAAAACCAGAAAAACGAAUGUUCAGAUUUGAUUUAAAGUAGGUGUCUUUCUCAUUUUCAUGUGUUUUCAUUUGCUUUUUUCAUUUUUAAAGUCUCCUAAAUUGUAGCCUGUUACGGUUCUGUUCUCCUGAUGUAGUCUGCCUGGGCAGAAAGGCGGACAGAUGGUGUGCUGUCCUCCUGUGUCUGUCAUUUGUACUUGACACUGGUCAUUCUGCCUAGCCUAAUAGAAUUUCUUGAAACUUUCCUAAUGACCUCCAGCAGGUUUAAUAAUUCACUAAAGCCCCCAAAGUGUGGGUUUUCCAUUUUCCUUUUCUCUGUGAUAUACUUUGUAUAUGAUGAGCCUAUGUGAAUAAAUGGCCUGAUCAGGCAUAACUGUUUGACUCUUUAACUGCUUUUUUUUUUUUUAAUCAAAAUCUGAAAGGCAUUAAUUUUCUGACUUUUUAAUUUUAUUUUUUCUUUAUGGAACAGUUUAAGAAAUGAAGCCAGUCAGAUAGGAAGUACAGUUUUUAUACUUUCUACUUAUUAAAAUAUUAGUUUCUUCUGAAGAUGACUUUGCUUUUCACUGAAUUCAAAAGCAAGAUUUAAGACAUUUUAAAUGAACAGUUUUCAAAGGGUUAAGGUAGGAGUAAUAAGCAUUGUAUUCACUCUUAUUUAGAUAACAAAACCAAAUUAUUAGAGUGAGGGAAUACAAAGCACUUAGACAUUCUUUUCAAGAAGUCUCUGAAAGGGAUAGAAAAUUGAAGAUAAGACUUCUAGAUUCAACUUCCUGGCAUAUUAAAAAAAAAAAAAAACUCUGAUUAAAAUAAAAUAUCCUUACUUGGAUAAUUUACAGAAGCUGAAGGGACCAAAGAUACAUUCUUUACUACUUUUCUAUUUAAAAGUUAAUUUAGCAUAGGCUUCUAGUAAUCAUUCAGAUUGUAAGACACUGUUCCUAAUGCCAACCACAGAUGUUCAGCUAUUCAGAACGUAUAAAACAGUUGUUUGGUACAGGAGUGAUACAGGUGAUUCCCUUCUCCCAUCUCACCUCACUUUCCCUCUCCUGUUCUUUCCAUUUAUUUAUUCUUUUGCCUGAAAGAUAAAAUCGGUAUGAUUCUCUCUUGCUGCUUUGACUCUGUAACUCCAUUAGACUUUCUAUUGGUCUUAGGGUUGGAGGUCAGAGUUUAAGUUUUUCUGUGAGUUGUCUUCUGUUUUCCUGUCUCUUUCCAUUCUGCAAUUUCCCCUUGACUUACCCACUAUCCUCCCCAAUCUGCAACAGUGACAGUUUGCUGCCUCAAAACAGAGCAUUCAAAUGAAUUCGCUUAGCCAAUAACUUCUAUGAAGUUGCCUUUUCUAAUGGUGUUAUUACUCAGUGAUGCACAAAUGUGGUAUUUGCCCUACUGGUAGGCAAACAAAGGUCUGGUUAAGAUUGGUAACCUGCUGUUUUCUGUAAAGGAGAGCCAAAGACUUGUGCUUUACUCUGUUUUGGUUUUGGGGAAAGUAGUAGCCAUUUUGAUUUUGAAGCCUUUUAGUAUUUGUGAGUUGAUUGUAUUGUUUAAGUAGAUUUAUCCAAAGUUAACUGUUAAAGUUAGCUGACCUUAUUAAAUAUAAAAGUAAUGAAAAUUCAUCAGUUUCUCUUAAAAGUGAAUGUCAUCUUUUAUAAUAUUGUAAGCAUCUCCCCCAUGCAGCCUUUGAGAUUAUCUUGUUCGGAACAGCAUCUUCAGUGUUUUCACUUGUACCCAAAGUAUAAUCCACCGUCACCGUGGUCAAGUCAUGUGUCUGGGUGUAAGAAUUCUUGAGCAUGUGCCUGGUGAGAAAUAAUUAAUUGUAGUAAGUACAUGUUUGAAUUAUAUUCACAUUCAGAGGAAAAUACAUUCUUUUCACUAAAAAUUAUCAUUCAGUUUCUCUUACAUACAAAUGGUGAUGGACAAAGGUCUUAUUAUCAUUUUUCCACUUUGUUUUUACUCAUUUAAAGAGUUAAGUAAAGGUUUCAUGUACAAAAUGUAUCUGCAAAAAUCACUUGUCAUGAUAUAUAUUUCAUUAAAAGGAAAUGUUCUUGUCACUAUUUAGGGGAAAUUCAUAACUUCUCUGGAAGUCAGCUACAGUUUGCUUAGACUUUACCAUAAAAAGUUUUCUUCUUCUGAGAAAAAUAUACCUGUUCUUUUAAGUGAAAAUCAAAGCUACUUCACUAAGAACAAAUUUUACUUUCAGCCUUAGGGACUGAACAAGCACGCAGUGUGCUGCUGUCAUCCUUUUACCCGCGUGCCCAUUUUGCCAGUCCGCAUUUAUGCUGUUCUUCCUUGGACAGCGAUGACUUUUAUAUUUAUUUGUUGCUUCACCUCAGCCUUGUGAAGUUGUCCUGCUGAAAUGACUUGCUGGGGGUUGUAGGUGGGUUGGAGUUAACGUGAAAAUUUUUCUCCAUUCAGCUAUUCUGAGCUACUUCAAAAAGAGCUAUUUUUGCAAAAAAAAAAAAAAAAAAAAAAAAGUACUAUUAACUUUAGUAAACAGUUUAAGAUCUGGAUCUUUAACAUUUAUUUCUGUGAUUGUUAAAGAUUUUUCACAUAUCAUAGAUUCUAAUUGAUAAUAUUAGCUAUAAUGUUAAUAAAAAGAAACCGUUACCAUCAGGAAUAGGAGAGAUUUUUUAAUACUGAGUGUUCCCAAUAAAUAGGUUCUCAGUGCUGCACUGAAUGAGUGGGUAAAGUGCCACUGAAAUCCUGUUGUGAUAAAGGGGCUUACCUCACUGCUAGAAUCUCUGGACUUAGCCGAACACUGAGUUUCCCCUAAACUUUAUCCCUGAGCAAAAACAUCCCUAGAGUAAUAACCCUUAUUUUCAUAAGGCACAAUAGUUGAAAAGGAAGAACUUAAACCUCAAGACUAUAUUGUGUCCAAAAUGUAUACUUAGAAACUCAAUCCUGUGGAAUUUGUCAUCCUCAUGUAUACUAGAUAAGGUGACUUAUUUUCUUAUAUUGAGGUCUCCCUGUUUCUGGUUGGGUUUUAUUGGCUUUGCCUUUGGCUUAGGGUUUUUGUUUUUAACUCUAAGCAGAGCUCACAAGUCUUUGGCAUCCAUUGUAGGUUGUAUGCUCAGAGUCGUCUUAUAACUGGAAACUGUCAGGUGGUCCCCCUCCCCCACCUCAGUGACUACAUGAAAAAGUUGGAAAGAAACUGCUUUGUGGAUAAUAAGUUGCCUGUUUUGUUUUGGUUUUGCUGGAUUUUUAAAAACCACCAUUUUUCAGUGUAAUCUCACUCCAUUAAUUGGCUGCCAUUCUCACAAUUAUAGUUGAACCACCUUAUAAAAAAAUCCCUCAGAUUUAAAGGCAUUUGAAGUGUUUAUGAUUUUUACAUGCUCUGUUCACCUAAGACACUGUCCUGAGAGCUGUUUUUUCUGUGUAUUUUGUUGCCUAAAUUUUCAUACGUAGCCCUUCUUUAUCCUUUUCCUCUUCCCAUCUCUGGGAAUAAAAAGAAAUUUGAAAAAAAAUUGUCCCCCCAUUUAAUUCAUUGCUCCAUGGUCUCAUUAUCUUACUUUAUUAUGGAUCUGUGAUUCAGGGGAACAUGAGCAAUGGAAAAAUGAACUGAAGUAAUGAAUUAAACCUUUUACCCACUCAAACAUUUUCCAGUUGUGAGAUUCCUCUUUGUGUGUGUGGUCUCUCCCUUGUCACCCCCACCCCAGUACCCUUUUCCAUGUCUGUGGUCAAUUUGGUCUUUCAGGCUCAUACCAGUCUCCCCGAGACAUUCUGCAGUCAUUAUCACCUUUUUGGGUGGAUUUUAUUUUUGUUUUAUUUUGUGGGUUUUUUAAAGUAAUUUUUUAAUAUUGAUGCAUAUUUGCUUGAGAUAGAGCUUGUGUAAUUUACCAAUCGUAUUGAUUGUAUGUGAUUGUGCCCUGCAGAGGUAUAUUUAACAAGAUAAAAAUAAUCUAGAUUAAAAGAGGAGCCCAUGAGAUUGGAGUCAGCUUAUAAGUGACUUUAUGAAAACACAGAAUUAAUAUCGCCUGUUCUUAUGAAUCAAUGCUAGACAGAAUAACAUUUUUUGAAAGUUUUCCUGCAUUUCUGUUUUUCUUAUUGCCUCACCUUCCUAUUCUUUCUUGCCUGUCUGUAUCUACUCAUUCAGAAAUUUAAAAAUAUUGAGCCUUAAAGUUACAGCUUAUUUUUAAAUUGCUGAAUUUUGUGUGAAAGCUUGCAUUUUUCAAAUGCUUCCAACUAUUUAAAAGGUGAGGACAGGAAAUGGGUUGGAAUUUCACGAGCUGUGAAUAAUUCCUUAGCAUCUGGUGAACUGUGAAAUCUUAUUUGAAGGCUUUUUCUCUGAAAAGUUCUUCUGGAAUCAAAAAAAAGAACCUUGUUUAAAAGAAUGAACCACUUUCCUCUCAAAAUCUUUAAUAUUUCCAAUGUGAUGCAAUCUUCAAAAAAGUAAAGUCGGGGGUAAAGAAAUAGUAGUUGGAAGAUGUUUAGGGCAACAGAAUUCUGGGUUGAAUAAAAUAGAAGUUCUACUUGUUGCAGAUUUUUGAGAGGGCUAGGGCCAUCUUUUUCAAUUUUGUAGUAUUUGUGUGCAUGUUAUUUAUAGCAGGAUGCCACAUUUUGUUUAAAAUGCUGUCUCCUUUCUUCGUUACCUUGGAAACUGACUCAGCCUCACUUGCUCCUAAUUAGCGUCUCAGGCUCCCUGAGUUGCAGAUAAAAGGGUUUACUUUAACAAGUAGAAGGAGGUGAUUCACCUUUUGGAGUGUAUAUAUAUAUAUAUGGUAUAUAUAUGGAAGUGUCUGCAAGGUCUUUAUCUGCUUUCUGUCAGCAUUUAUAUUAAAUGAUAAAUUAAU
Lepus europaeus (European hare) is the source of this 10974-nucleotide messenger RNA. RefSeq names its product ring finger and CCCH-type domains 1 (gene RC3H1). The transcript is spliced from 20 exons. Lineage: Eukaryota; Metazoa; Chordata; Mammalia; Lagomorpha; Leporidae. Bases 402 to 3800 code for a protein of 1132 amino acids. The record is from RefSeq and is a predicted model, not a curated record. Gene Ontology annotation, molecular function: metal ion binding.